Trichoderma gamsii is the source of this 2868-nucleotide messenger RNA. RefSeq names its product glycosyl hydrolase family 3 N terminal domain-containing protein. Bases 1 to 2868 code for a protein of 955 amino acids. Gene Ontology annotation, molecular function: alpha-L-arabinofuranosidase activity; xylan 1,4-beta-xylosidase activity. NCBI's taxonomy places the organism in Eukaryota, Fungi, Ascomycota, Sordariomycetes, Hypocreales, Hypocreaceae. Gene Ontology annotation, biological process: xylan catabolic process; arabinan catabolic process. Gene Ontology annotation, cellular component: plant-type cell wall. The transcript is spliced from 7 exons. The record is from RefSeq and is a predicted model, not a curated record.
AUGCUGUUCAAGCAUUGGAAAGCUGCCGCAUUCGUGGUCAUCUCGGUCGCCUCACAGGUUGACGCUAGGUUGGGGCCGGUAGCCGACAGGAGCAAUGAUGGAACCGCCGAUAAAGCGCCCAACAAAGAUCAAUUUAUUGACUCUUUGAUCUCAAAGAUGUCUGUGAGCGACUUGGUCUUGCAACUGCAUCUCAUGUUUGCCGAUGACAUUGUCGGAAGAGAUUCGCAUAAUGAAAUUUACGACCAAACGAUGCACCUCAGCCCAAAAUCUCCAGUUGGAGUAAUACAUGACUGGUACCCUAUGAACAAAUCUUACUUCAACGGUGUUCAAAAACUUCAAUUGGAAAAGUCGCAUAUCCAGAUUCCGAUGAUGCUCGUCGAAGAAUGUCUCCAUGGCAUAGGCAGCUUCAAGCAAUCCCUGUUCCCGCAGAAUAUUGCGAUGGCUGCUUCGUUUGACACAGAUAUCGUCUAUCGCGUUGGAAGAGCUAUAGGAACUGAAGCAAGAUCUAUUGGAGUACACGGCUGCUUUUCACCAGUUCUUGACCUUGCCCAAGAGCCUCGAUGGGGGAGAGUCCAAGAAACCUUUGGCGAAGAUAAAGUUCUUACAUCACAAAUUGGCGUUGCUUACUCUUCUGGUUUAUCCAAGAAUAAAUCUUUCUCUGAUCCAGACGCCGUAUUCCCAAUAAUGAAGCACUUUUUCGCCCAUGGGGGAGCACAAAGUGGUCAUAAUACUGCUCCUUUCACGGGCCUUGGAACUCGGCAAAUUAUGCAAGACCUUCUCAUCCCAUUCAGAGCCAAUUACGAGCUUGGGGGGGCCAGAGGAGUCAUGAUAGGAUAUAACGAGGUUGACGGAAUUCCCAACGCUGUUAAUCCGAUGCUGUAUCAAGCUCUCAAAGAUUGGGAUUUCGACGGCUUUACGCUUUCAGACGAUACCUGCAUGCGUAAUUUGUUAACACAGCACAAAGUGGCAAGCUCGCAAGCAGACGCUAUGCAACAAUGGUUCAACGCUGGCGGCAUGAUUGACUAUUAUGACUGGGAUCUGGAUUCCUAUAUAACUACUACGCAAGACCUGGUAGCCAAUGGAUCGGUUCCUCUGAAGACUCUUCAAUCGCAUGUUCGACAAAUUUUGGGCGUUAAAUGGGAUCUGGGUCUUUUUACCAAUCCUUACAUUCCUGACCAUAUUGAUCCUCUUGCAAUUGUUGCCAGUCACCAAAAGAUUGCGUUGGAAGCUGCACACAAGAGCAUUAUACUGCUCAAGAAUGAUAAUAACACCCUUCCGCUGGAUCCAUCGGCUAAGGUCGCACUGAUUGGGCCAUUUGCGGAUACUAUCAAUUUUGGAGAUUACUCCGGUGCUCUGGGGCAGUACCCUGCUAAUUAUGCGCAUACUCUGCGUCAAGGCAUGCUGAGCCAUUUGAAGAACAGCAGCUCGGGCGGCCGACUUACAUCAAGCUGGGGUGCCAAUAGCUGGGAAUACAACAACCAGUAUGUGAUUCCCGGAUAUUUGCUAUCAGCUUCAAAUGGGACAAAUGGAGGUUUGCAGGCUACUUAUUAUGCCGGGACCAAUUUUACUUCCCCAAAAGCAUCGAGGCUAGAGGUUCCCGCCCAGGACUGGGGUUUAUACCCCCCGCCAGGUCUUUCUUCAAAUAACUUCAGUGCUACCUGGGAGGGCCAACUUGAGUCUCCGACUGAUAUAGACGUGAAUGGAUGGAUUGGUGUUGCAAUUGGGCCGAAUAGUACAUCAAAGCUCUAUGUUGAUGGUAAGCUGAUCGCAUCCAAGGGGUACGGGCCCGACGGCAACGUUCUGGGAAACAUUGAAGGCUAUGGAUGGAUACAGCAAAAUCAUUCUAUACCACCCCAGGAUGGCGUGGAUUUUACGUUUAAAAAGGGUGCUAAAUACCAAAUUCGCAUCGAGUUUCAGUCAUGGAACAACUUCAAAAAAUCUGCCAAUGUCAACUCCGUCAACUCACAGCUUAUCUUUUGGUGGAAUCUGGUGUCUCCAAAUGAUGCGGUUGAUCAAGCAGUGUCCAUUGCACAAGAUAGCGACGUUAUUAUCCUCGCAGUCGGGGCCUCAUGGUCAUCAGACGGUGAAGGGGGAGACCGCGGAUCGCUAGAUCUCGCGCCAAGUCAAGAUGCAUUGGCUAAGAAGAUCUUUGCCCUCGGCAAGCCGGUCGUGCUCGUCCUUGAGGGAGGAAGACCAUUUGCUAUACCAAAUCAUUAUCAACAAUCCGCUGCAGUUUUGGAUACGCAUUUUGGAGGGCAAGCUGGGGGGCAGGCAAUUGCAGAUGUCAUCUUUGGCGCGUUCAACCCAGGUGGACGCGUGCCAAUCACGAUCCCGUACUCGGUGGGCCAGCUUCCAGCAUAUUAUAAUUACAAGCCCUCCGCACACGCUGCUGCAUAUCUUGACAUACCGUCUGAUCCAUUAUAUCCAUUUGGUUUCGGCCUGUCGUAUACCACCUUUUCGACUUCUUCUCCAACGGCAUCGAUAAGAAGCUCCAGCCCAAAAAGAUCCAGUAUCGAUACACGGGAUAGUAGCCAGACUUUUGGUACUGGUGACUGGAUUGACUUUUCCGUAACUGUCCAGAAUAAUGGCACUGUUUCUGGCAGCUACGUUGUCCAGAUCUAUUUGUUAGGCCGUGUAUCCACCAUUACACAGCCUGUCAAGCAGCUCGUCGCCUUCCAACGAGUUUAUCUAGAUGCCGGUGAGAAACAGACUGUCUCACUUGAGCUGGAAGUGGAUCGAUAUUUGAUGAUUCUUAAUCGGACAAACAAAUGGGAAUUGGAGAAGGGGGCUUACACUUUUGCUCUCUCAGAGAAUGGAGGCAGCAACACCGACACUAGUAGAAGCGUCACGCUGCAAUGCGUUGGCUGA